UGUUUUUGUGUUCCUAGCUCUUCUGGGAAAGCCGCUGGGAUUUCUUUACCUGGUUAUCGCUUAUCUCAAGGCAAGGGUGCCCCGGAUCCCUUCUGAACGCUCGGCCAGGCAGUGUUGUGACGGGAACUGAAACUUCGGAAGCGGGUCUGAUAACAUUGGAUUGGCGGAGGGAAGCAGGACACCAGAGAGACGCAGUCAUCAGCGAGGGUGGCAGGCCCCGUCCGGGGGAUCUUGGAAACCCUGCGGUCCACCAUGAAGUUCCAGUAUAAGGAGGACCAUCCCUUUGAAUAUCGGAAAAAAGAAGGAGAAAAGAUCCGGAAGAAAUAUCCGGACAGGGUCCCUGUGAUUGUGGAGAAGGCUCCGAAAGCCAGGGUGCCUGAUCUGGACAAGCGGAAGUACCUAGUGCCCUCUGACCUCACUGUUGGCCAGUUCUACUUCUUAAUCCGGAAGAGGAUUCACCUGAGACCUGAGGACGCCUUAUUCUUCUUUGUCAACAACACUAUCCCUCCCACUAGUGCUACCAUGGGCCAGUUGUAUGAGGACAACCAUGAGGAAGACUAUUUUCUGUAUGUGGCCUACAGUGAUGAGAGUGUCUAUGGGAAGUGAGUGGUGGAAGCCCAGCAGAUGGGAGCACCUGGACUUGGGGUUAGGGGAGGGGUGUGUGUGGGACUUGGGGAUAGAGAGGGAGGCUCCCACCAUGGAGGAGACAGAAGGUGAAGACAUCAAGAAACAUUACACCGCACACGCUGUCAUCACAUUUUCACAUGCUCAAUUGAUAUUUUUUGCUGCUUCCUCAGUCCAGGGAGAAAGCAUGUCAGGACAGAGCUGUUGGAUUGGCUUGGAUAGGAAUUGGGUUGACACAAUUUCAUAGCAUUCCUGAGAAUGAAUUUUUGUGCAAUUUCAUAGAGGGAUCAGGAGGUGGGCGGGUUGGGGCCAGAGAUGAUUGCAGUUCGGUAGCAACUCCCUGCUCUUUAGGCAGAGAGUCUGAUUUUGACAUUUGCAAAAGCCAAUAUGGAAAGGAGACAGGAGUGUUUUAGGAUAUGUGCUAAUGGACCAUGCCUGGGGACCAAAAAAGACCCACUGUAAUUGAAGUGUGGCCCCCUGUCUCUCACCUCCUCCCUUCCUAUCUCAGUCAUAACCUGACAAAUGUCACAGUGCCACCACCAAGGAUGGCAGUAGACAUCAACCCAGAAGUUUAGAUGGGGUUCUCUUACCUUUUCAGGUGGUUAGGAUUACAGAGAUAGUUUCUGUAGCAUUAAACUGGAAUGAUGGAGUGUUGAGCAUCUCAGUCUAACUUGCUCUCUCUCUGGUGCCCCUUAUCCCACACCCACUUUGGAAUUUAAUGAGCCUCAGGCUUUUCUAAUUGCAGACUAAAACUCAAGCAUUUCCUUUAGCAUUUUCAUGUAUAGGGACAGAGAUAUGUUAGGUAGGGACUAGGCAGGAUGAGGUAAGGUAGAUGACACCUCCCACUCAGCCAGAAUUCUCGCUCCCGUGCUGCUGUCCCUGCAGUCUCACACGCACAGGAUAAUUCUCGAUGGCCAGCUGCUUCCCUCCUUCGGUUUUAAUCCACUGCAGCUGCUAGUUAGAAAAGUUUGGAGGGAUGACUUUUAGUAAUUCAUGGGGAUUUUAUUGAUUUUCACUUUAGGGGUUGGGUGGGGGUGGGGAGCAGGACUUGCACUCAGAGGGGACAUUUCAAUUCAUCUCUAGUAAUGAACAGAGGCCUUCCUGUUGGGAGAAGCCUGUCAGCUACAGAUUCUUGUAUAAUAAUGUUAAUGCCAUCAGGCCAAGGAAAUAAAGAAAUUGCUUAUCUUAAAAAUUUA
Otolemur garnettii (small-eared galago) is the source of this 1820-nucleotide messenger RNA. It is a transcript of the gene GABARAPL1, whose product is annotated as GABA type A receptor associated protein like 1. The transcript is spliced from 4 exons. The record is from RefSeq and is a predicted model, not a curated record. NCBI's taxonomy places the organism in Eukaryota, Metazoa, Chordata, Mammalia, Primates, Galagidae. Gene Ontology annotation, biological process: macroautophagy; autophagosome assembly; cellular response to nitrogen starvation. Gene Ontology annotation, molecular function: GABA receptor binding; ubiquitin protein ligase binding. Gene Ontology annotation, cellular component: autophagosome; cytosol; autophagosome membrane. The coding region runs from base 253 to 606 and encodes 117 amino acids.